AUGCCUGUAAAGCGAAAUGCCGGGUUCGCGGAGUCAGGGAAUGACAGGAAUAACGACAACCACUUCGUCUACGCACCACCAGAAGACAGCUCAGAGGAAGAAACGGCGCUGUCCGAGAAGCCUGCAUCUGGUUCACAAGAAGACCUCAAGGCACGGACAAGGGAGGCUGUAAGCUCCCCAGCUAAGCGGUCGGCAACCACUGCUGCUGCGUCUCGCUCGAAACGCCAAAAGGUCACAAAUGCACCGCCGCUUGAACAACUCGAAGUUCCGGAGGCUCAACCGCCCGAUGACCUCUUCGGCUUCCCCUCCUCGAGCUCGCAGAAGAGAAGGCAUACCAAAGUCUAUGGGAAGAAGUUUGUCAAGAUAGACCCGAUCGAAGACGAGCUGGACUCGAGCGAAAAGAAGGACCAAUUCAGCGCACCGGAGAUCGUGGAAAUGCAUGUGAAAUCUAUCAAGAAAACAAAGUUCCAACUCGUCGACCAUGUGGCUGGACUUUCACCCAUGAGAAGUAAAACAAAGGCAAAGCAGAAGUUGGUCGCCCCUGGUUCGCCAGUACCGACAGCGAGGUCGACCAAGGUCCAAUUCCAAAAAUUCGACCUGCCUGACUUCCCUUCCUCCAACGAGACGGACAACACCAAUUCAUUUGACGUUUUUGAGUCACCGGCAAAGGAACGCCGUAAAAGAUCGGGGUCGACUUCGUCCCUAUCUUCGGUCGACGAACUGGCUAUCCUAGCACAUGAACACGACUUCAAAGCGGAACAAGAACCAGAUACUUCGGGAAUUUCGUGCCCAGUAUGCGAGAAGCCGGUCCAUGAUUCUGUCUCUCUCUUUGUCCCGGAUAAUCUGCGGACGUUACCGUUCCAGCAACAACAGAAGUUCUGUUCCCGGCAUCAGGUUGCCGAUGCAAAGGAGGAGUGGGAUGAAAGGGGAUAUCCAAAGAAAAUAUACUGGGAGGAGUUGGAGGACUUCCGGAUACGUGAAAAAAUACCUAGUCUGAAGAUGGUCAUCAGCCGACAAGCGCCUUGUUUCUACCUGGCCGAACUGGACGCCGAGAUCAAAGCCGCGAAGGGCAACCGUAGGAAGAUUCGGAACUAUCUUAACGAAGGUCUGAUCAACGUGGCGAAAGCAGGUUACUACGGUCCAAAAGGAGCCCGCAUUAUGACCAAUGCAGUAACCUCAGCACUCACCGAAACGCUUAAUACGGCUCUACAGUCUGACUCGGCACUUAGAGCGGCUGGUGUGGGUGCGUAUGUGAGUGCUGUGUUGGUACCUGAAUUGACUCUCCAGCUCGUCAUGGACGAUAUGAACUUGAAGACCGCCAAGGAGGGCAGAAGGGUGUUGGACGAAAGUACCGAGAUGGGAGUGCUGUUAAACCCAGAUGAUGAUCAGGUCAGGCCGAACCACGGAAAGGAUUAA
Cladophialophora yegresii CBS 114405 is the source of this 1416-nucleotide messenger RNA. RefSeq lists its product as uncharacterized. Bases 1 to 1416 code for a protein of 471 amino acids. The record is from RefSeq and is a predicted model, not a curated record. Lineage: Eukaryota; Fungi; Ascomycota; Eurotiomycetes; Chaetothyriales; Herpotrichiellaceae. The transcript has a single exon.